Messenger RNA from Brugia malayi, 1278 nucleotides. RefSeq lists its product as uncharacterized. The transcript is spliced from 8 exons. Lineage: Eukaryota; Metazoa; Nematoda; Chromadorea; Rhabditida; Onchocercidae. The coding region runs from base 1 to 1278 and encodes 425 amino acids. The record is from RefSeq and is a predicted model, not a curated record.
AUGAUAUUUGCUUUUCAAGUAGCUAUUACUGUUUGCAUAUUGCCAAAUUUCAUUUCUACCACAUAUUAUGAUAACAGUAUUGUUGGUGUUCCAAAGGUACAAUGCAUGGAAGAUCGGAUGAAAUUGACAUUCCAUACCGCAAAACCAUUUACAGGUCGCGUAUUUGUGAAAGGUAUGGUUGACAAAGAUCAGUGUGUCAACUCAUUUAUUGGUAAUAGAAAACUUGAAGUGCAAUAUGAAAUAAUUAAUGGACAAUGUAAUAUGCGCCGUUCUAGAAAGAUUGGUCCUGAAUUAAAAGGUAUCGAGCAGUCUAUCACUAUAAUUGUUUCAUUUCACGAUACCUUCACCACAAAAAUUGACCGUGCAUUCCGAUGUACCUGCUUUUACUUGGAAGCUGAUCGAGUCGUUACUGUUCAAUUUGAUGUUAGUAUGAUUCCAACAACGGAUUUAAUUGAUACUGCUCGAAUGCCACUUUGUACCUAUACUGUUCGACGAGAUUCAAUAACCGGAAAAACUGUUUCAUUUGCAACUAUUGGUGAUCCUGUUAUUCACGUUUGGCAAUGCGAAAGCGAUAUGUUUUCCAUUCUUGUGCACAGUUGUUUUGUGGAUGACGGAAAUGGACGUGAAAAAAAGCUACUUAUUGAUGAACGCGGUUGCGCAAUUGAACCAGCAAUUAUACCUGAUUUAACAUAUAAUGAAAAUGGAAAUAUGGCUUUUUCUAAAGUAAAUGUUUUUAAAUUUGCUGAUAAAUUGACGACUUAUUUUCAAUGCGCUGUUUCCACUUGUAUGCGCUCAGAAGGAAGAUGUAAUGAAAGAAUUCCACCAUUUUGUGCUAAUGAUCGAAUAGAAUAUUUGGGAUCACGAAUAGCACAACGAUCAACAAAUGCAAAUACAACAGAAUUAAGUGAAAAAACAACAAAGACAAUUUUUAAAUAUCGAAAAUUACGAAGUGUUAUGAAGCCAAUGAAAUCAUUUUUGUUGGAAAAUCAAACUUUAUCAAAGGGAUAUGAUGAGUACACGAUGGAUUUAUCAGCUGAUAAAAUUGUUGUGCUAGAUUUAGAUGAAGAAAGACCGAAUGCAGAAAAUUCUUUAUCAACUCAGCUAGAAAAUGAAAUGUCAAAAAAGCAGAUGCGAUUACAAACUGAUGGAAAAUUUUGUUUGAAUUUCUCGACAGCUAUACUGUUAAAUAUAAUCAUUUGCUUAUCAUUUGCUGUACUGAUCGGUGGAUUUAUUAGGAUGUUAUGGAUGAGUAAAAUGGCUGAUAAAUUAUCACUAUGA